AUGAAUUCGAGUUUUGCCAACUAUCUAUUUAAUCGAUUCGGUUGCCACCGUAAAAGUGAUGAUUCAAAGCACUGCCAAUUGGGUCACUUACGAAAAGAGGAUGAUUCACUAGUUCGUCUUCUUUUCCCAUUCACACAAAUCAAAUAUUACCAAAUUGUUCAUGUUGGCAGAAUUCGUUUAUGCACACGUACCUAUGCUGAUGGGAAAGCUGCUGAUGACUCAAAUAUAAUUUUUAUCUUUGAUAAUGUGCAGCAUCCUGGUAAAAUUCGAUCGAUUUUUACCAUUGAUGAUGGUGAACCUCAUCUCCUUGUCGUAUACAUCGCAAAUCUUACUCCACUCACUUGUGAAAUCGAUGAUACGGAGAAUUUUGUUUACCGCAAUAUUCUUUUCGCAACAACUACUAAGUGGAGUUACGUUCCGAUAGAAGUCAGAGCUUUUGUUGAAAAAAGUAUCUUUUUUCGAAGUUCGGCAGGUAUAACCUACUUCUUCAGACAACCGACACUUGAUCAUUGUUCGUGA
Messenger RNA from Rotaria socialis, 519 nucleotides. Lineage: Eukaryota; Metazoa; Rotifera; Eurotatoria; Philodinida; Philodinidae. The record is from the annotation of a GenBank genome assembly.